AUGAAAGGAAGGUACGUCAAGUACCCAGAGUACGAGCGCACGCACCCUCAGCAAGCUGAGCAAAGAAAAUCCAUCUGUGGUGCUAAAUCCAUCGUCGGAUUAACGGAGUUCUCGUUCAAAGAUCGACCCAGGACGACCUUUGAGAAUGCUGAUAAGAGGCACGCUGUCUUCAUAGAUUGCUAUGCAGUAAGUUACUGGAUGCCCCUUAAACGUUUAUUAUUCGAUCUUCCAGACCUAUGUAUCAACGAGGCCUUUAAUGAGCAUUGGUUAGAAGAUGAAGCACCGAGGGCUGACCCGGCUGAGGGUGUUCAGGCAUGGCCACAUAGCGAUACAAGAUGCGAGACCCGAGCCUUGAGUAGACAUGGAGCACAGAGGAGUGUUAAGGUUUAA
This is a messenger RNA of Morchella sextelata, 390 nucleotides long. RefSeq lists its product as uncharacterized. NCBI's taxonomy places the organism in Eukaryota, Fungi, Ascomycota, Pezizomycetes, Pezizales, Morchellaceae. The transcript is spliced from 10 exons. The record is from RefSeq and is a predicted model, not a curated record. Bases 1 to 390 code for a protein of 129 amino acids.